This is a messenger RNA of Dunckerocampus dactyliophorus (ringed pipefish), 2631 nucleotides long. Its product is annotated as transcription factor 12-like. The record is from RefSeq and is a predicted model, not a curated record. The coding region runs from base 107 to 1603 and encodes 498 amino acids. Gene Ontology annotation, molecular function: DNA-binding transcription factor activity, RNA polymerase II-specific; RNA polymerase II cis-regulatory region sequence-specific DNA binding; protein dimerization activity. NCBI's taxonomy places the organism in Eukaryota, Metazoa, Chordata, Actinopteri, Syngnathiformes, Syngnathidae. Gene Ontology annotation, biological process: regulation of transcription by RNA polymerase II. Gene Ontology annotation, cellular component: transcription regulator complex. The transcript is spliced from 12 exons.
GAGGGAGUGCAUAAGGACUGUAUACACAUGAGUAGAGACACGGAGUGGCUGGCAGACUGACUGACUGACGGAACACUGUGGACUGUACUGUGAAGCCAGCAGAGUUAUGUACUGUGCUCAUCCUGUCUCAGGCACAGGCAGCAACUCACUGAUGUAUUGCUACAACAUGAAACCUAUUUACGGCCAGUCCCCCGGUAAUGACGACAUCAACCAGAACUUGUCUUUACAUCCGUCUAGCAAGGCCUCCAGCAAUGUAUUUGCCAGCACUUUUUUUGAGGGCACCAGCAAUUUGCCUGACAUCUGGAGUGCAGUAAAUGGGCUGAACCAGCACGGCUAUGAAGGUGCACUGGGAGUGGCCAGCAACCACCAAGCGCAGACGGGGAACUACAACAGUCUGCAACAGCAUGGCCACCUGGACUACUCUCCACACACAGUAAUGGCUGCAGACAUGAACAGAGCUCUCCCUCCUAUGUCCACUUUUCACCGCAACAAUGCGUCAUCACACACUCCUCUGAUGAACACAACAGAGAAUUCCACAGUCUCAGGGAACCAGACAAAUGGAUCAGGAGGGUCACAGACUGGCGAUACUUUGGGCAAAGCUCUGGCUUCUAUUUAUUCCCCCGAUCACACCAGUAGCAGCUUCCCUUCCAGCUCGUCCACGCCUGUGAGAUCUCCGUCCCCACUGCCAAACGCCAACGAACCCGCAGGCACCAAUAUGUGGCCCCGGGGCUCCGUACAGGCACCUAUCUCGCCACAUUAUGAGUCCUCACUUAUAUCCAUGUCUCAGGUAGAAGACCGACUGGACAGAUUGGACGAUGUGAUCCAUGUCUUAAGGAACCACGCUGUCGGUCCCACUGCUGGGUUCGCCUCUGACAUUCACGGACUGCUGAACCAGAACCACCAUGGCCGGCCAAACCCUGUGGGAACGCUGCCCCUCACCUGCCACUCUCCAGCCAUGGUUGAGGCUGUCACCAUGAAUAACAACCACUCAGCCUUCCAGAGCCGCACACAAAAUGGCCACCUGUACUCCGCCAAGCAGAGGGCCACACUUGAGCUGACAUCAGGAGAAGGCAGAGGGGCUUUGGGCAUUCCGGGGAAUGUGGAGCUUAAGAUGGAGAGCAGCGAGAGGGAAGACAUGAUGCACACCAAUCACAGUCACAGCUCCGACAGUCAGAGGUCAGACGAGGAGAGUGAACACAAGACGCAUGGAGAAAACAGUGCAAUGGACAGCAUCCACGAGGAUGAAGAUCUGAGUCCAGAGCAGAAGGCCGAGCGUGAGCGUGAGAGAAGGAUGGCCAACAAUGCUCGGGAGCGUCUGCGAGUGCGGGACAUCAACGAGGCCUUCAAGGAGCUGGGUCACAUGUGUCAGCUGCAUCUCAAGAGCGAGAAGCCACAGACCAAGUUGCUGGUGCUGCACCAGGCCGUGGCUGUCAUCCUCAGCUUGGAACAACAAGUCAGAGAGAGAAACCUCAACCCAAAAGCAGCAUGUCUCAGGAGGAGAGAAGAAGAGAAGGUCUCUGCUGUCAUGACAGAUCCACAGUCAAUCCAUGUCACCUUUCAUUCAGGUUUGACUGACCCUGCAAACCCAAUGGGUCAUCUCUGAAGCUCCGAAUAUAGUAGUGUGCAACACCCAAUUACCAAUGUGGACUUAAGUGCUUCCGAAAUGACCAUGAUGAUAUAUUUUUAUUACAAUUUGGUUGGUGAUACGGUGUUUAAGGCCCCAGCCGAGCAUUAAAUUUGAGUCAGCUAUCCAAUAAAAGCUUCAGUUCCUCAUAUAGAUCAACUUGUGAGUCUCUAUUUGCUAAGUUUGGACCAAAAGCAGACAAAAAAAGCAUUGAUGCAGUUGAACAAUCAUCUCCUCGCUUCUCUAACACACUUCUAACUUUGUGCCUAAACGUUUACUUCUAACAGACAAAUGCAUUGUAACCUGCAGAUGUUUUGUACAUUUUUUUUUCUAUAUUUAUUAUCUUUACCCAGUUGUGGCGAGGUUUCAUCUGCAGUUUGGCAGAGUAUUUAACAGUAUAUCACUAUAUCCCACAGUCACAGAAAUGUCCAUGUUUUUGUGUGCUCAGACAGCAGAUUUUAUUAGUUUUUUUGGCAUUGUGAGUGUGUAAGCUGCUGUAAGUACUGUAUGUGUGUUGCAGGAGUUGGACCAUUCUGUGAAUGAACAGAUCUCCAAGAAUGUUUUAAUUUGCAUUAUAUACAGUAUAGUCAAGCUGUUCUACUCUUUGGCACUAUUGAGAGGAGUAAACACUGGUGGACAAAAACGAAAUACUUGACAUCGUUCCUCUUCAGAGCUAACCAAAUUCUUCAUCUUUUGCAUGUGUAGGGCUUUUCAUUUUUCUAAGUUAUGUAAGUUAUCUUUUAUACAAAUAUUAUGAAUGUCUGUAAAUGCUUAUUUGGUCACUCUUGAUUUUACACAAGGGGAAUCAUUGUGUGCAGUUUUACUAGACACAGUUCAUGUUUUUAGAAAUAUGUUAACGCAAGAUUUAUUGUUUACCACAAAUCUUAAAGAGUCAUCAAUACACUGCUAUCAUGACAUGUACAGUAUGUGUACAUUUUUGAAGUAGCCAGGAGGCAUGUGUCCUGAUGUAGCAAUAAAUGUUUUUCUUGGGGCUUUUUUGUUUUAUU